GAUGCAUCCACAAGGAGAACUUCCAACCGGGGAGACGAGAGAGCCCAAGCAAACUCCAAGAUAGUUGAAAUUCAAGUUGUUUGAGGUGGAUUAAGUAAUGCUCCUCCGCCUUUAUGUCAUGGUGAUCUCAUACCUUUGUGCCAUCAAAGCUGCCCCCUUCCAAAACCAGACCACUGAUCGGGAUUAUGGCCCUGAAAGUUCCUCCAAUUCCACAGCCCAACCACAGAACUUCUUUAAUUUUACUGAGGGACUGCACGAUGGCUUCUUCCCGGACUUAGCAACCACGCAUCCUGACAUGGCUGGCAAAGAGUGGAACCUUUAUUCCCCAAGAGUGGCCCUCACUAGUCAGGAGCCCUCAGGACCACCUUAUUUGUUUUUGGCAGAAGAGCUGGUUUCACAUUCAGAACCAGCUAACAGGACUUCUCGGGUGAAACGGGCACAGGGGUCAGAUGCAAUCAAUCCUUCUCGAAGAGGAGAACUUUCUGUGUGUGAUUCCAGGCAUGUAUGGGUGACUGAUAAGAGGUCAGCAAUCGAUAUACAUGGUAAGACAGUCACCAUCCUAGCUGAAAUUCAGACACUCACAGGACCAUUAAAGCAAUACUUUUUUGAGACCAAGUGUAACCCUGAAGGAGGAACCACAAAUGGUUGUCGUGGGGUAGAUAAAAGACAGUGGAUAUCAGAAUGCAAACAAAAGCAGUCAUAUGUCAGAGCGUUGACCAUGGAUGAAAAGCUAGUGGGUUGGCGCUGGAUCCGGAUUGAUACAGCAUGUGUUUGCACCCUGUUGAGCAGAAGAGGAAGGACGUAAAAGUAGAGAUGACAGAGGGUUAUCCUCUCCAUGGUUUACUGUGGUUAGGGAAAGCGAAUGGAGCUCCUGUUGUUUUCCUUAAGCUGUUUACAAUAUGGCAUAUUGGCCGACAUCACACAUUCCUGGAGUCAUGCCACAAACACACUACGUUUGGGGGAUGGAAGAGUCAUGAACCAACAGCUGUCCUCAGAAGUGGUUUAACUUUACUAGGAGCACAAAACUGGAUACAAAGAGACACCAUACAGAUCUCAGUCCACGUGGGACUAAAAAUUGUCACCUCUCCGUGCUUUCUAAAUAUAGUGCCUUUUCGUCCUGAAUUUGCACAACGUAGUGAACAAGUAAACUGAAUUUUGUCACCGACUGUAGGAAGUGACCAGUGGACACCCUAUGCGUUCCCUUUAUGACUACACUAUGGAGACAUUACACAGAUGAUGCUAAACUGGUGGAUAUUUUAAAUAAAAAAUGUAUUUGGAUUUGAUGAAU
Molecule: messenger RNA, 1288 nt
Organism: Hyla sarda
Lineage: Eukaryota; Metazoa; Chordata; Amphibia; Anura; Hylidae
Product: neurotrophin-4-like
Exons: 2
Coding region: 98-805 (235 amino acids)
Biological process (GO): memory; regulation of neuron differentiation; nerve growth factor signaling pathway
Molecular function (GO): growth factor activity; nerve growth factor receptor binding
Source: RefSeq, a predicted model, not a curated record